This is a messenger RNA of Manis pentadactyla (Chinese pangolin), 1261 nucleotides long. RefSeq names its product dehydrogenase/reductase SDR family member on chromosome X. The transcript has 7 exons. Lineage: Eukaryota; Metazoa; Chordata; Mammalia; Pholidota; Manidae. The record is from RefSeq and is a predicted model, not a curated record. The coding region runs from base 26 to 1027 and encodes 333 amino acids.
GCGCGGAAGCGGCGGCCGGGCAGCCAUGUCGCCUUUGUCUGCGGCGCGCGCGGCCCUGCGGGUCUACGCGGCGGGCGCGGCGGUGGUGGUGGCGCAGCUGCUGCGCCGCUGCCGCGGGGGCUUCGCGGAACCAGUUUUCCCUCGACAACCGGAACGUGUUGCCGUGGUGACCGGAGGGACAGAUGGCAUCGGCUAUGCUACGGCCAAGUACCUGGCGAGACUCGGCAUGCAUGUUAUCCUAGCUGGAAAUAAUGACAGAAAAGCCGAAGAAGCCGUGAGGAAGAUAAAAGAGGAAACGCUGAAUGAGAAAGUGGAAUUUCUAUAUUGCGACCUGGCGUCCAUGACGUCUAUCCGGCAGUUCGUCCAGAACUUCAAGAUGAAGAAAAUCCCCCUCCAUGUCCUGGUCAAUAAUGCGGGAGUGAUGAUGGUCCCUCAGAGGACAACCAAGGACGGGUUUGAGGAGCACUUCGGCCUGAACUACCUGGGACACUUCCUGCUCACCCACCUCCUCCUGGACACCCUGAAAGCAUCGGGCUCCCCCGGGCGCUGCGCCAGAGUGGUGACAGUAUCAUCGGCCACGCAUUACGUCGGCGAGCUGAACUUGGACGACCUCCAGGGCAGCACCUCGUACUCCCCGCACGGCGCCUACGCCCAGAGCAAGGUGGCCCUCGUCCUGUUCACCUACCGGCUGCAGCACCUGCUGGCGGCCCAGGGCAGCCACGUCACCGCCAACGUAGCCGACCCCGGCGUGGUCGACACGGACCUCUACAAGCAUCUCUUCUGGGGCACACGGCUGCUCAAGAAGCUGUUUCACUGGUGGCUUUUCAAGACCCCGGAUGAAGGAGCCUGGACCUCUGUGUACGCAGCUGUCACCCCGGCCCUGGAAGGGGUUGGCGGCCGCUACCUUUACAACGAGAAAGCGACCAAGUCGCUGGCGCUCACAUACGACCGGGAACUUCAGCGACAGCUGUGGUCCAGAAGCUGCCAGAUGACCGGCAUCCCGGACGGGACCGGGGACGCCGACUAGGCGUAGCUGCUGCAUCAGGAAGGCAAUGCCUUCAGCCCCCCAAAACCCAGUCCGUGAAGGACCCCGUGUCUGCAUUUUUCCCAGAGUCUCCUGUUGGCCCCCCUGCCUGGGGCAGGGAGUCAGGGAGUGAGAGAUACGUUGCUUGUAACCCCGCAGGUGGUCCUCAGCUGUGCAUCCUUGAUCCCAAAGUGUCAAAUUGUUACAGGUGCAUCAAUAAUUAAACCUUGCCACGCA